Triticum urartu is the source of this 802-nucleotide messenger RNA. NCBI's taxonomy places the organism in Eukaryota, Viridiplantae, Streptophyta, Magnoliopsida, Poales, Poaceae. The record is from RefSeq and is a predicted model, not a curated record.
CGCGGUCAUGGCGCCCGUGUCGCGCCCGCGCCCCAGUUUCGGGUUCGUCUUCGAUUCCCCUCUCUUCUCCGACAAGACCCUCCGCCUGGAGGUGGUUGCUGCUGCCGCCGAUACGACUCUGGCAGUCUCGAGGAAGCGCCCCCGCGAGGAUCUUAACACAGAUGAUGUUACUUCACCAGACACUGUAAAGAAGAGGCAACAGGCAUAUGAAAGAAGGGAUGAGUCUACUUUGGAGGAAAGCGAUGAGUCUGCUGACAAUACAAAAAACCAAGGGUGUGCAGGGGUCAUUGUGGUUGGCAAUACAAACCCAGCGAAACCACAGAUUAUCAAGGAAAAGGAUAUGAAUGAUGAUAAGUCAACUGAUUUCUCCAGGAAAGAAAGAGAGAUUGAAAAGGAAGGAUCUUUAGCGUACUAUGCGAGGUUUCAAGGGGGAGGAAAGACAGAACAUGCUGUCCAAGGCUUGGAUAAUGUGCAGAAAACACCAGUCCUUUGUGUUAAACAUAUUAGGAUUUCCUCAAUGCUCUUAGCUUCUGAAAGCCAAUUUUUCCAUAAGCUUUUUACAAACGGCAUGAUGGAGUCUAAUCAGAACAUCAUUUCACUUCAAGUGUCGGAAGAAGAGGUUGAACCGGUGCUGGAAAUAAUAAAUUUUAUUUAUAAUGGAGAAUUUAGCAAAUUGGACCCCAAGGAUUUGCUUACCACUCUACUUACAGCAGACAAGUAUGAAGUUUCUCGAGCUAUUAUUGAGUGUGGAGAAUUAUUAUUCAAAUCAGAGAUGACACUUGAGACUGCUUUGAUAUUGUGA